GUGUCACUGUGCGCCAACUCAAUCUGUGGCAUGCCAUUGCAAGUUGCAACACAGCCAGCUGGGGAGUGGAAGCAUUGUAGCUCUGGAUUGUUGAGCAGAUCGAAGCAGCGUUCUUCUACCAAUCUGCCAAUGUACCAUACAGCAUUGGAUUCGGAAGCUCGACGUGCCACUCAAGGUGGCGGAAACAACAACAACACAAGGACAGCAGUUUAUUCAAAUGUGGCUUUCAUGAGCAGCUGCGAAGUGGAUGAAUGAACAAUGGAGAUUGAUGAGGAUGCAGUAAUGCACAAAGUUCCAAGCUCAGAACUUUCAAAGGAGCCUCAAACUCAAGGAGAUGCUGCUUCUACGGGCCUGUCUUCUGAUAUGGAGUGCAGAAUUGCCGAUUUCCCCCCUCCUGACCAUGAUAUCAACAGUAGAAACUUGUCUGAAACAUUCCACCAGACCCUGGUGAUCAGAUCAGCACCAGGGGAUAGAGACCCCGGUCAUGCUCUGCCAGAACCACAAUGCUGCGCCGCUAAUUGCUCGCUCCCCUCCAGCCCAAUCAGCUCUCCAGAUAUCAAUUCUGUUAUCAACGACCCUGCUAGCUCCCAAUUCAAAUGGAUUCACAUUGUAGCGCUCCUUUCAAAAGCGGACUGGUGCGUCCUGCUAGGCUUAGCUGGCGCCAUUGCAUUCCUCCACAUUGCUGGCUGGUUCAUUCUGAUUGCUCUAGUUAUUCCACACCACUACCAACUGGGAGAUAAGCAGGGCGUGUUUGGCGUUGGGCUCGGAAUCACUGCCUACACUUUGGGGAUGCGCCACGCCUUUGAUGCGGACCACAUUGCGGCGAUUGACAACACGACGAGGAAGUUGUUGGCGGACGGCAAGCGGCCGCUGUCAGUCGGGUUCUGGUUCUCGCUGGGGCACAGCAGUGUGGUGUUCAUCGCAUCAUUGGUUAUAAUACUCGGUAUCCAGGGCUUCACCUCCUCAGUCGAGAACGACGACUCCUCCCUACACAAGUGGACCGGCAUCAUAGGCGCCUCCGUCUCGGGGAUCUUCCUCUGUGUCAUCGGUCUGCUGAACCUUGCGGUUCUCAUCCAAAUUGUGCGGGUGUUCCGGAGAAUGCGGGCUGGGGACUACAGUGAACCUGAACUAGAGAAGGAACUAGAUAAGCGAGGUUUUCUGAACCGGAUCUUGGGACGGGUGGCGGGGCUAGUGCGCUCGUCAUGGCAUAUGUACCCCCUGGGCUUCCUUUUCGGGUUAGGCUUCGACACCGCCACCGAGGUCGCGCUUCUAUUCCUCGCGGCCGGCGCUGCUACAAGCUCCAUCCCCUGGUACGCCGCACUAUGCCUGCCGACGCUCUUUGCCGCCGGCAUGACGCUUCUCGACACCGUCGACGGCGCGUGCAUGCGGUUUGCGUACGGGUGGGCCUUCUCGCGCCCCGUUCGCAAGAUCUACUACAACAUCGUGAUUACCAGCUUGUCCGUCGCUGUUGCCCUCGGCGUCGGCAUGCUAGAACUUACGCAGGUAUUGAUUGAGGAGGCCAACUUAGGGGGCGCCUUCUUCUCGGGCAUCGCGUCUGUGAACCUGAAUACUGUGGGGUACGUAAUUGUAGGCAUCUUUAUCUCAACUUGGAUUCUAGCCGUUUUGUUAUGGAGGGUCGGACGCUUCGAAGAAACUUGGACAGCGGUCCUUUCGGAGGCGCCUGAUGACGGGUUGGACAAACCAGACUACGAAGUACAUUCUAUGGAUAUGGAGUCGUCUUUAGAAGCAGGUGAAAGCCGAAGCAGGGCAUUGGAGCCGCCAAUGACCAGGGUCGGCACGAGUUGACACUUACAAGUGGACAUGGGUUGAUAUAAAUACGAUCUGUUUGAUGUUAAGAAAAGUGUUUCUGCCA
Klebsormidium nitens is the source of this 1873-nucleotide messenger RNA. Lineage: Eukaryota; Viridiplantae; Streptophyta; Klebsormidiophyceae; Klebsormidiales; Klebsormidiaceae. The record is from the annotation of a GenBank genome assembly.